GCGACCGGUUCUUCCGGGAAGGGUCGCCGUUUUCCCUUUCCUCGCUUCGCUCUCUGUCAUCGGGAAACGCUCCGUCGCAGCCUGACGAAGACCGCUCUCGUUCGCGGCCGGGUUUAGGCGGGAACUCCGUAGGGUGGAGGCCUGAGAAGCGGCCGCUGUCAGAGGAAGCAGGGCGCUCGGCUUUUCCCGGCUGUUUCCGGAUCGGUUCGCCUCUCCCCGCUUUGACUUCGUGGGCUUCUUUGUCUCGCUUUCCGAUGUCGGGCGAACCGGCCGCUCCCGAGGAUACCCGGUUCAAAGCCUCCGCGCUCGGAGGCCGGGAAAGCGGAGGCAGCGGGGACCGUUGCUGCCUUAGCGGGGCCGAAGAUCAAGAGAAGCGUGUGGCGGCGGCGGCGGCCUCGCCGCUCCCGCCUCCCCCAGAAAAUGAAGAUUCAACUAAAAAAUCAGUCCAAGAAGCUAUUGUUUCAGAAAAGGAUAUAUUACCAUGCAGGCUGCAGAAUGGAUCACCUGUAAAUUCAGAUACUACAAAGGAUCCUGCAGGUGCUAACGGGAGUCCAGAGGAGCAAGAUGUAGUUGGAGAGGAGGAGGUUCUAACUGAGCAACUUCAGCACCAAAAGGAGGAAGCUAUACUGCAGGUGACAAAAUUCUCUGCACCACAAGGACCAGGUGAUAUAAUCAUGAUACAGUCUGAAUAUACAGGUGCAGUAGACAUCCUGUCUGCAGAGCUAGAAACUACAGAUCUUCUAAGUGAACAGAAGAAAGCUCGGCCACCUCCAUUGUUUCCCCCCACUAUCUGGACAAAUUCUAAGAUAAGGGAGUUUAAAACAAAGAUGGCAAAGGAGAAGAAUGCCCGAAUGCUAGUGAAACGGGGUGAAGUAUUAACAGUCCGGGUGCCCACCCAUCCUGAUGGGAAGCGCGUCUGCUGGGAAUUUGCUACAGAAGAUUAUGACAUUGGGUUUGGAGUUUAUUUUGAUUGGACUCCUAUUACUAGUACUGCCAUUACUGUUCAGGUCAGUGAAUCAAGUGAUGAAGAAGAUGAAGAAGAAGAAUUUGAAGGUCCUAUUCCUGUUGGCGAUGUGGAAAAAGGAGCCAAAAGCUAUUUGCGUAACCGUUAUGGGGAGAUCAUGCCAGUCUACCGAAGGGACAGCCACCAAGAAGUGCAAAUAGGCAGCCAUGAUUAUCCAGGGGAGGGCAUCUACUUGCUCAAAUUUGACAAUUCUUAUUCUCUCCUACGCAACAAGAUUCUUUUUUUUCAUGUUUAUUAUACCACCUAAAAAAGUAAAUAGUUUUGUUGCCAAGACUAAUAUGUAUAUCUUGUGAUGGCCAAAUUUUCUUUAUAUAGCCUUCCUAUUUGUCCCAUUGUCCAAAAUGGAGGAAACAAUCAUUAGCAGUUCCACUUCAUUGUAUGCAGACACAAAGCAAAAAAACAAAAAUUAAUAACAGAAAGCAAGUUACCUAAAGCAAGCAUAAGAUGUCUGUUUUUCUUUUGAUUGCACUUACAUGAACUGAAGUUAAAACAUGCCUUUUCUUUGAAAUUAUAUAUAUUAUCUCCUCCUACUCUUCUGGCUACAAAUAGUGACUGGAAUCAGCUGCCAAAGCAGCCUAUAGAACUCUGCCCAGAACUACAUUGUUACUGUGAUAUUGUACACUGCCAUUUGCUUUGUAGUGGAGAUCUUGUAGAAUGGUACGUGCAUUGCCUACUCAGGCCACUGGCAAGCUGACUUCUCUCAUCUGCCUCCCAUAAAUGGUCAUCUGCUCAGUUGUUUGUAUAUAUUUUAAAGCUUGGCUGGAUAGCAUCCAAACUGCAUCAUUCUCUUUCAAUAAGAGAACAACAUAUGGUAACUUUAAAAGAAAAAAGCAUACCCUCUCAGUUCUGCUUUUGAUGAAUUAUUCGGGAAGCAGACAUCAACAAAGGCUUCUCCAGUUCCAGAAUUCAUAGUUUUGGGGGCACAAUAUGCUGUUCUAUUGGCAACAUUUGGCAACAUUUAAGUAUAGUAAAAAUUGGUGAAAUUCCAAAUGUUUUUUUUCAAACAUGUUCUUGGAGCCUAAUUUAAAACCAAACCAAGCCAGGAAAUGUCUAUUUCAUUUAUCUAGAUACUAAAUGGAAGCAAUUUAUGUAUAUUUACCAUAGUGCUUCCAGAUUCCUAGGAGCAAACAUUUCCAGGAGCAAGAAGACUUUAUACAUUUUAAAUGUAUUACACAAGCACUUAAUAGUUACUAUACCAAUAGCCAGACAGACACAAAAUACCAAUGACAAAAAGCAAUCCUGAACUAUAUUACAAUGGGCAGGCACAAAUUAGUCCUUUGGUCUGUUACAAGUGUUUACUUUCAGCGAUGAUUUUGUAAUUUAUAUGGAAGAGUGGUCCACAAAAGCCCCCAUGCUCAUGUAAAAUAUUACUGAGUCUUUAAACAAUCAGAAAGUAUUUUUCUUUUACAUCAGGGGUGUCAAACUAGCUGAGUCCUGUGAUGUAUCGGGACUUUUUUCCCCUUCGCUAAACCAGGUGGUGUGGCCAGCACGUGACACAUCUGAUCUAUGGGCCAUGAGUUUGACAGCUCUGUUUUACACCUUUGUUGUUUAUUCAAACUUCAAAAUCACUGCCAAUAUUUAAUGUAGCAUAAGCAUAGUAUAGCAGAGCUACCUGUUGCAGUUACCAGUUGGCAAUCAUUAUCUUUCAUAGCUCAGGUUUUAUAGAAUGUAUAUGUACAGCUCAUGUUGUCUCUAUAGCAGAAGACAUAAAUAUACUUAAGAUUUCGGGGCGGAUUUGAGCAGGCCUUUUUAAAGCUGCUAUUUCUUGUGAUGUUUGUCCAGGAUGCUUAACUCUGCAUGAUUACUUACAACAAAUAUUUAUUGUAAGAAGUAGAUCUUGGACAAUGUUCCUAAGAGGUGUUUUUGUUGAAGUUUGGCGAUUUUCUAUUUCUGCCAUAUUUUUAGUGAGAAAUAUACAUAGAGGAAAUGAAAUCGACUCCUAUCUCAGGCUUUUUUAAAAAAUUGGGAAAUAAACUCAAUGUUUUCAGAUUUGAAAUGGGAAAUGAAUAAAUAUGUACUACUAACUUUAAAGAGGAAAUCCAAAAUGGCUACUCCUUCCCAUUUUUUAAUUAUUUAAGAUGAGAUUGGAGAAACAAUUACAGCAUUUAAAGUACAAUAACUUUAUUGUACUUUAGAACAGGAAGGACAUUUGGUGGAAGAAGGAAAACUAUAGUACAAAUGGAUUUUCUGAUUCAGAGUUGAUUUUUGAAAACAGACUUGAAGGACCCCCAUAGGAAGAGCCACUGAAUUGUUUGUUGUAAAACUUAUGAGCAACAUUUAACAUUCUCUCCCUUCCCCCGUUUGUAAAUUCAUGUUAUUGUUGAAAUCAUUUUCAAUUAAAGCUUAUCCUUUACAUGUCCCACACUGUAGAAAAAAUGAAGCUCACUGUUUGUCCUCAUUUUCAACCCAAAGAGUUUGCUUUGUUUAGAGUUCAGAAAAUGAAACAGAUUUGUUUGCUUUGGCUAAUGUUUUCUUGAAGAAAUACAAAAAAAAGAAAAGGUAUAUAUUUUAAAUAUGCAAAUUUGUGUUGACUUUAAUUACAGAGCUCUAUUUUUAACUCUUGAGUAACAUAAACAUCUUUCGCAGGAAAGCAACUGCAUUUGUUCUUAAGUCCCACAGUAUCUUCUAAAAGGUUAGUGGAUUGCUGUUGAAAUUACAGUAUCAUUUCUACCUGCAGAGGAAUGGAUUUUUAGAAAAGAGAAAAAGAUUGAAAUGUGGAGCAAGUUAAAACUCUGGUAGAUAUCAGCUGAGCAAAAGCCUUCGUGCCUUCCUUUCCAUUCUCUGUUUAAUGACAGUGACUUUCAGAUUUGUUCCUACUGAACUAAUCAGUUUAAAAUUGACUGCCCUUUAUAUGAAUACUUUGCUCAUUUGACUAAGGAAAUUAAUUUGCAAAAUAAUGAUGAAAUGCUCUUUAAACAGAAGGUUUAACGUUCCAGAUAGAGCACAUCUUAGAGUUUAUACUCUUUUGAUGAAUCAGGUAUAGUGUGUAAUAUUCCUUCUCCAUGUAUGAGUUGUAUAUACACACAUAUGCACAUGAGCUUUACUGUACCUCUUAUCCAAAGACUAACUAAUCUCAGGCCAAGUCAAAGUAUUUCUGUGGUUUGUUUCUCUACUGUGAAAAAUUAUAAAGCUGUAUGUGCUUUUUGGAUUGCAGACGUAAAAUUCUGUAACCACAUGCUAAUGAAAUAUGUGGAAAAUGCUUAGAUGAGCAGUUAUCCUUGCCUGAAAUUGAUGCUAGAAAAUUUUCAACAUUCAACAUGCAUUGUUGUAGAUGAAAAUAGAAAUAUAAUUUCACUUGAGGUAAAUUACCUAUUAUUUUAGAUUGAGAGGUUAAAGUGUAAUAGAAAUGUUAUAAUAAAAUAAUGUAUGAUUGUCCCAUAAUGUAUGGGAAAUAUCAGCCUGGCCAUGUUCAUAUGGUAGUGUAAAGAAGUAGCACAAAUAAAUAAUUGUAUAUGCAAUAUAUGACAACUUAAAAUGGAAAACAGGAUCUAGUUGAUUCCAAUACAUAAAUUAAGCAUUUUAAACUCAUUUUACUUCCACUUAAGAUACACUUUAAUCAUAUCAAUGUACUCAGCCCACGUAUUUGUUUUAAUUAGGUAUAAUUUGGUGUAUUUCCUCUUUAACUACUGACGAGCAAGCUAAACUGAGAAAUUGGAACUAAUCUUGGAUGGGAUUGGAGAUAAGAUAUUAUUGAUACUGCUUUGUUUGUCUCCUUUUAACUAAGAGAUAAUUGCCAAAAUCCUGGUUCAUGAAUAAUUCUGAUAUGAAAUGAUUGCUACAGUCCCAAGUGCACUAAAAUCCAAUUAAAAUUUGGGCCUGUUUCUAAGCAGACCUCCUAUACAGCAUUGUCCUGUAAGUCUUCUUGCACUAUGAGGACUUGUAUUUUCAAGACAUAUUCCUCUUAUUGUCCUCGUAGAUCCAGUAGAAUUCUAUAGAUACAGAGCAUGAAAGCCAUCUUGAGGCAAUUUGGGAACAGUUCAAAGUAGAGAGUUCACUGACAACUUCAUGGUAAAUCUUACUUUAAAUAAGAAGCAUUUUGUUUUAUCCCUUAAUCUUCAUAACAUAAGAUCAAAAUUCAUGCAAUCUGAAUCUUAAAUUGAUUACUGAGAAAUCAGGGAGACAUUGUCUGAUCUUAAAACAUUUUAUAACCACUGUUGAUUUGCUUAUCAUAGAGUUGGGUAACUUUUCUAGUAAUAACUGUACUGCAAGUGGGCUAUUUUUUUAGAGGACACACAAAGGCUGAUUAAGCAAAAUCGAGACUAAAUUUUUGGAAUUGUGGUGGACCAAAAGCAUUUACAGUAUAGUGAAUAGUAUUAAAACAAUGAAUUUGCUUAUAUUGAUUUAAGAGUCCAUGAGAUUUAUUUGACUGUAGAAUAUAGCCUUUUAAAAUGGUUUAGUUUCAAAAUAAUAAGUCUAGAAAUGCAUAGAUGCAAUUCUAAAUAAAUUAAUUUGGGAGCAGGUCUCUCAGAGUCUAUAAGAUUUAUUUCUAAGUAAUUAUGGUUAAAAGUGAGCUCUGUAAAGAUGUCAGAUUGGUAUGUCAGAAAAUACAUUGUAAUUUAAUACCAAUAUAUUAACAAGGCCUGCUAGUCCAUGGGUAUUUCUGAUAGUUUGGCAUCAAAAGAAAAUAUUUUAAUAUUUAGACUUCAAUAACAUUUUGAUUAAUUCAAUUUAUAAAGGUAUAACUGUUAUUUCUUUCCAGAAUUUGCUUUCUGCUGGGUUUAAUGGAACUAAACUUAUACUUAGCAGGUCUAAGCUUUAUCAAAUAUACAAUAUUGUCCCUGAGAACAAGAAUAAAGGAUUAUUCUGUGCAUUUUUAUCAAUAACAUGAAAUCUUUGAAAUAAAACAAAUAGACUGGUUUGUAGUUUAAAAUGAUUGGCCUAUAAUGAAAAUAUGCCCUUCAGAUGAAAUUCAGUUCUAUUUUGUACUAUAUAAAAUAUAGUACAUAUAAAUAUAAUAUAAAAUAUAAAAUUUUUAUUCUGCAGUGAACUUCUUUAUACAAUUUUCUUAACAAUUUGGUUUACAUUCUCUUACUCUCCCAAACAUUUUUUCUUAAAUGGAGAAGGCAUUUUACAAGUUAUGGCACUGGGUUGAUUAUUCUAGUACAGGUUAAAUAAAGUCUGUCUAAUUGUAUUGCUGUUUCUUUCAGAAUUUGAUUGAUAUUCGUUACAUUGUUUAGAACCAUGGUUUUGUGACUGCAUUUGACUUUUAAAAAGUUAUUUCAUUAAAGAUUUUCAUCAUUCUGCAAA
This is a messenger RNA of Pantherophis guttatus, 6271 nucleotides long. RefSeq names its product transmembrane p24 trafficking protein family member 8 (gene TMED8). The record is from RefSeq and is a predicted model, not a curated record. Lineage: Eukaryota; Metazoa; Chordata; Lepidosauria; Squamata; Colubridae.